AUGGAUAUCGAAGAUAUCGUCGGAAGAGGUCCGGUGGCGAAUCGAGAUGCGAAGGACAUUAAAAUACGAACUCGCAAGCAGCUUCCAAAGGCAGCCGAAGAAGCAGCAAACGUGGAUUCCAUGGUACCAGGAGUCGGUCAGAAAGUGUGGGUCCGUACUUGGGGAUGCUCUCACAACACAUCAGAUUCUGAAUACAUGGCUGGUCUUCUUCACAAAGCUGGAUAUGAUGUGCUGAAAGAAGGCGAGAAUGCCGAUGUAUGGGUGUUAAAUAGUUGCACUGUGAAGACGCCAUCCGAACAACAGGCCAAUAAUUUGGUUGUGCAGGGGCAGGAACAAGGGAAAAAGAUCAUUAUGGCUGGGUGUGUGUCACAGGCGGCACCAUCAGAACCGUGGCUUCAGAAUGUGUCGAUUGUCGGAGUGAAACAGAUUGAUCGAAUUGUUGAAGUCGUUGAAGAGACUCUCAAGGGGAAUAAGGUCCGCCUCCUCACUCGAAACCGUCCGGACGCAUUGCUCAGUCUUCCAAAAAUGCGAAAAAACGAGUUAAUCGAAGUGCUCUCCAUCUCCACAGGAUGUCUGAACAACUGCACCUACUGUAAGACAAAAAUGGCACGUGGCGACCUAGUUAGCUAUCCAUUGGAGGAUUUGGUGGAGCAAGCGAGAGCCGCGUUCCAUGACGAAGGUGUCAAAGAGCUGUGGUUGACGUCGGAAGACUUGGGAGCUUGGGGAAGAGAUAUCAAUUUGGUGUUGCCCGAUUUGUUGAACGCUCUGGUCAAAGUGAUUCCCGAUGGGUGUAUGAUGAGAUUGGGGAUGACGAAUCCACCGUAUAUUUUAGAUCAUUUGGAGGAAAUCGCCGAGAUUCUGAACAAUCCGAAAGUCUAUGCCUUCCUGCACAUUCCAGUGCAAAGUGCUAGCGACGCGGUGCUGACGGACAUGAAGAGAGAGUAUUCGAGACGACAUUUUGAGCAAAUCGCCGAUUAUAUGAUUGAGAACGUACCGAACAUCUACAUUGCGACCGAUAUGAUCCUAGCGUUCCCCACAGAAACAUUGGAGGAUUUCGAGGAAAGUAUGGAACUCGUCAGAAAAUACAAAUUCCCUUCUCUGUUCAUCAAUCAGUACUAUCCACGAUCGGGCACACCCGCAGCGCGUCUCAAGAAAAUUGAUACGGUGGAAGCGAGAAAACGGACGGCCGCCAUGUCGGAAUUGUUCAGAUCGUACACACGAUUCACUGAGGAUCGCAUUGGAGAGAUUCAUAAUGUUCUUGUCACGGAAAUUGCGGCAGACAAAAUCCACGGAGUCGGUCACAACAAGAGCUACGAGCAGAUCCUUGUCCCGCUGGAACACUGCAAAAUGGGCGAAUGGAUUGAAGUCCGUAUCACUUCUGUCACCAAGUUCAGUAUGAUCUCCACCCCGACAUCCCUUCCCCGCGAUGACGUAAAUUUCCUUCCCUGGAAGAACUCCCCAUACUGGAUGUUCUUCUACCCAAUGACUCUCUUCAUGCUCGUUCUCUUCUCUCUUUACUACUACGAUCGCUUCGUCUCGCCCGGUUUCCUGGAGACAUGGCUUCCGUUUUUGGUCAAUUCGGAUACCGACGAUUUCCACCAUGAAUAA
Messenger RNA from Caenorhabditis briggsae, 1608 nucleotides. The transcript has 6 exons. Gene Ontology annotation, molecular function: 4 iron, 4 sulfur cluster binding; tRNA (N(6)-L-threonylcarbamoyladenosine(37)-C(2))-methylthiotransferase activity. Gene Ontology annotation, biological process: tRNA methylthiolation. Gene Ontology annotation, cellular component: endoplasmic reticulum. Bases 1 to 1608 code for a protein of 535 amino acids. The record is from RefSeq and is a predicted model, not a curated record. NCBI's taxonomy places the organism in Eukaryota, Metazoa, Nematoda, Chromadorea, Rhabditida, Rhabditidae.